Theobroma umbraticum is the source of this 1917-nucleotide messenger RNA. RefSeq names its product Exostosin family protein. The record is from RefSeq and is a predicted model, not a curated record. Lineage: Eukaryota; Viridiplantae; Streptophyta; Magnoliopsida; Malvales; Malvaceae. Gene Ontology annotation, molecular function: glycosyltransferase activity.
CCCCUGCACCUUCACCUCAAAUUAAGGUUCUCCUCAGUACAUUAAGCCUCGGAUCAGGGAAACAACGCUUCCACUAAAAAACCAAACAAACACUGUUCUCACUUGCUUUUAUGCUGUUCUCAAAACUCUCUCCAUUUUCCCCCCUGUUUCUAGGUGUAAUUUUGGGAAGUUGCAGAGGAGAGAAGCCUGUUCAGAGAAGAUGGAAAAGACCAUCGCUGCGAAGUGCUGCAACAAUCAACGCUGGUUUGUGCUGUUAGUCUCCUUGGUUUUCUGUUUUGAGUUGCUUUGCUUUGAUUACUCAGCUAUAACUGGUGGAAAUAAUGGGGUCGCUAUUUUGGAUAACAAUCAUGCAAAUGCAAUCAGCACCCAAAAUUCUCUAUCCCAUGAUUUCGCUGAAAGUUCUAAUGAUAGCAUUUCUCCAUUGCCCAAUAGCCCACUUGUCGAUGUUGUGGUUAACAAAACAGAUGAAGCCAACAAAAAGGCUGACAGAGAGGAAGAAUUGAAAGUGGAACCUCAUUUAGAUUCUUGUUUGGGAAGAUAUAUAUUUGUUCACGAUCUUGCUAGUAGAUUUAAUAAGGAUUUGGUUAAGAAUUGUCGGUUGCUUACUAGGGGAACUGAUAAAAAUAUGUGUCCGUACUUAGAAAACUUUGGUUUUGGUCCUCAAAUUGAAAACCCUGAAAAUGUUUUGCUGAACAAUAGCUGGUUUUUAACAAAUCAGUUCUUGUUAGAAGUCAUCUUUCACAACAAGAUGAAAAAGUAUGAGUGUUUAACCAAUGAUUCGUUGAAAGCAUCAGCUGUUUUUGUACCGUUCUAUGCUGGUCUUGAUAUGAGCAUGUAUCUUUGGGGGUUCAACAUUUCAGUGAGAGACUCGGCUUCUCUUAUUCUUGUUAAGUGGCUAGCAGAAAAGCCUGAAUGGAAAAGAAUGUGGGGAAGAGAUCAUUUCUUAGUUGCUGGAAGGAUUGCAUGGGAUUUCAGGAGACAAACAGAUAAUGAAUCCGAUUGGGGUAGCAAGCUUAGGUUCUUGCCCGAAUCGAAGAACAUGUCAAUGUUGUCAAUUGAAUCAAGUUCCUGGAACAAUGAUUAUGCAAUUCCAUACCCGGCAUGCUUCCAUCCUUCAAAGGACAGUGAGGUUUUCCAAUGGCAGGACAGAAUGAGAAGGCAAAAGCGGCGCUAUCUCUUUUCCUUUGCUGGUGCCCCUAGGCCUGAAUAUCAGAACUCCAUCCGGGGCAAGAUUAUAGAUGAAUGCUUAGCUUCAGAGAAUCAAUGCAAGUUACUGGAUUGUAAUUAUGGUGCAACAAAUUGUGAUAACCCAGUUAAUGUAAUGAGAGUCUUUCAGAGCUCAAUCUUUUGCUUGCAGCCUCCAGGGGAUUCAUACACAAGGAGAUCGAUUUUCGACUCAAUUUUGGCAGGGUGUAUUCCAGUAUUUUUCCAUCCAGGUACUGCAUAUGCCCAAUACACAUGGCAUUUACCAAAGAAUUAUACUAAAUACUCAGUGUACAUACCAGUAAAGGAUUUAAGCGAAUGGAAAAUCAACCUCAAUGAAACAUUGCUGGGAAUUUCAGAAGAUAGAAUAUUGGCCUUGAGAGAGGAGGUAAUAAGGCUAAUCCCAAGAGUAGUUUAUUCAGAUCCAAGGUCUAGAUUAGAGACUCUUGAGGAUGCAUUUGAUUUAGCAGUUAAGGGAAUUCUGGAGAGAAUAGAAAGUGUUAGGAAUAUGACUAGGGAAGGGAAGGAUCCUAGUAUUGGAUUUGCAGAUGGGGAUGAUUACAAGUAUACAUUUUCUCCUUAUGGGAAUGGCAUUUGAACUUAUUGCAGUAGAAACUCAUCAUCAGUGUUCUUUGUCCUUCAGCUCAAGCAAACAUAAGUAUAUAUUUAAUUCAGUCCUUACAAUAUUUUAUAUAUAUAUAAAAUUUUUUCAUA